AGGGGUCAGUGUCUGAAUUCCAACCUUCAGACUGGAAGUAGUUGAAAGAUGGUGCGUUCGGGAACCCUCGCUCUUCUGCUGCUGCUGCUGACUCUACAGUUUGCUGCAGGUUCUCAGGCUCCUCGCUGUCAGGCUGCAGAGGCCAAAUGUGACUUUGUGUGCGACUGCUCUGACUGCAGCGAUGAGGAUGACUGUGGCCACGGGGGGAAGGACUUUCAGUGUGACUUUGAAGAUGCUGGCAUGUGUGGAUGGAGCGUCCAGUCAGGUGACGGUUACACCUGGGAGAGGCUCCAGGGGGGGCCGUCUGACAGCGGGCCGUUGUCUGACUUCACCACAGGCACAGCCACAGGCUGGUUCAUUGGGGUGAGCGCCGUCACGGCUCAGUCGCCACAAAAGACAGUUCUCAUCUCCCCGGAGAUGAAGCAGUCUUCACCGACGUGUCGUCUUCGUCUCAGAUACUUCCUCUGGGAUUCAGGUCACACAGGGCUGGGCUCUGUCCCCCUGUGGGGGUCCGUCCUCCGCCAGGACUCUCAGGAGGCUGUGGUGUGGCGUCCUGAGGCCUCCAGUGUCCGAGCCUGGAGGGAAGACACCAUCUACCUGGGACGGAUUGCUUCAAGCUUUCAGAUCAGGCUUCACUCUGAGCGCUCAGAGGGGCGAGGGGGGGACGUGGCCCUGGACCAGCUGGAGUUCCUUGACUGCGCUUUGCCCCCUCCCCGUCCUGAGGAGGAGUGUCCUGCAGGGAUGCUGACGUGUAAGAACGCCGCCUGUGUGGAGCAGCGGCAGGUCUGUGAUGGUAGCGAUGACUGCGGCGACGGCACUGAUGAAGAGAGCUGUGGGGAUUUCCGCCGCUGUGACUUUGAGAAGGGGCUGUGCGACUGGGACCUAAGGUCAUUAUCUUCACUGAAGUGGAUCAUAACUAACCAAGAGGGGAUCUCAACCACCGAUCCUCGGAAAGGGCCCGGCAGAGAUCAGUCCAAAAACUCUGCGUCAGGCUCCUUCCUGUAUGUGACCGUCCCGGAUGAGGGUCUGUCCAGCGACUGGGCUGCUUUUCAGAGUCCACCUCUGCAACCAACCAACAGCUCACAUCCUUGUAAGAUGGUGAUGUACACUCACCAGUUUGGGCCGAGGUCCGGGGGUUUGACGGUGAUGGUGACGGAGCGUUCCAUCAUCCCUGUGUGGGAGAGGGCUGGCUCUCUUGGUGAUCUGUGGGUGAAGGCUGAGGUGGAGAUUGUGUGCAACACAACUUUCCAAAUCCUGAUAAUGGCAGCAAUUCGAGACUUUGACUAUGGAGGUAUUGCCGUUGACAGCAUCACGUUGUCUCCUGAAUGCCGCCUGUCUUCAGAAAACAACUCCCUGGAAGGGUUCCCCAAACCCCCCAAGCACCCGUGCACCGAGCCGGAGAAGAUAUGUGAUUUUCACGCAGACUGUGCAGAAGCCGAGGACGAGGCCAAGUGUGGUGACUUCUUGUACGCUGAAGGCAGCUCAGGCUGGACUGACACUAGCGUUGGGAGUCAGCGUUGGGAACUCCAUAAAAAUUCCACCUCUAACGAGGACUACCUGUGCGUAAUCGAGGCUGCUGGUCAGCAGCUCACUGAGGCGCAGAUGCGAACGCCCCUCCUUGGCCCCUCUGGUCCCGUCUGCAACAUCAGCUUUGAUUAUUCCCUCACUGGGAGCGCCGAUCACAUUGGUGAGCUGUCACUCAGGGUGAUAGACAGCCUGCUGGGCGUCGGACCCAAAAUGUGGGAGUCUGGUGGGAAGACUGGAUCUGAGGAAGAAGCAUGGCGGCACGCCAAUGUUCUCAUCGGUGUGAGGAAAGAUCGCUUCCAGAUGGUGUUUGAAGCUCGUGCUGUGGAGCUGCACCCUCACGGACAGAUCCGGGUGAAAAACAUUCACUUCGCAGACUGCCACGCCAGCUACUUUCCACUGACUGACACCGCAUCUCAGCAUUUAAUUUUGUCUUGGACAGGAAUUUCCUGUAACUUUGACUCCGACUUGUGUGGGUGGUACCAGGACAACAGCGAUAACUUUGACUGGAGUGCGCUCAGUGAGGACGACCACACCACAGGACACGGCCGAAGCCUUGCUGUGGACAUGUGGAGUCCCCUUCUGCGCGGAGCAUUCGGGCGUUUGAUUUCAUUUCCACAGGUUCCAGGACCGUCAAAUUCCUGCCUGUCCUUUUUCUACAAACUCUACGGCCCCAACACAGGAGCUUUGACUGUGAAGGUCACAGAUCUGAGUGGGCAUGAAUCUGUCCUGUGGACCCGGAGUGGAGCGCAUGGGAACAUGUGGCAUGAAGCCCACUGCCCUGUCCCCCACCAGCUCACAAACUUUCAGCUGGUGUUUGAGGCGGUGCGCUCUGGCUUUGACGGCCGCGUGGCCAUUGAUGACGUGGCGUUGGUGGACGGUCCGUGUAACAUUCCCAGGAUGUGCUCCUUUGAAGGAGAUCGCUGUGGCUACAGCAGCUCCAGUGGGGGGAUCUGGGUCCACCGAAGCGGUCAGAGCAGCACCGCUGUCACCGGACCUGAAACCGACCACACUCUGCAGACUGAUCAGGGCUUCUACAUGAUGGUGAACACAGACGCCAGUGCCCUUCCUCGUGGGAAGGCUGCGGUGCUCACCUCCCUUGUUCGUGCAAAAACCACAAAGAAAGAGUGUUUGAGCUUCUGGUACCAUAUGGGUGGAGAGAAUCCAGGGUCUCUCACCGUGUACAUGAAGCCAGCAAAUGGGAAGAGGCUGAAGAUCUUCUCUGCAAGCCUGAAUCAAGGAGACCUCUGGCGCCACGGAAGAGGAAAUAUCUUCAGCGACCUGAUGGAGUGGCAGCUGGAGUUUGAGGUGAUCGGAGCCGGAGGCAGAGACACGCAUGUCGCGAUUGAUGACGUCCACAUCUCUCUUUACCCUUGUGAAGAUCAAGAGUCGGUGUGCAGCAUGGAGAGAGGGAUGUGCAUAUGGAGCAACACCCAGAACAUCCAACAGGAUAAGCUGGACUGGGAGCUGACCAAUCAGGAGGCAGAGAAGCACUUUCCCGUCCCGGCUGAAGACCACACUCUGGGCACGGAGAAAGGUCACUUCCUCUUUCUUCCAAGCAGCAAUAGGACGGCAGCCAAUCAGAAUGCCUGGUUGCUGAGCCCCCACUUGCCCCCCACCAAAGGCACUUGUUUAAGAUUCUGGGCCUACAAACCGCAGUCAUCGGACUGCCAGCUGAAGGUCUGGACUCUGACUGGGCGUGGCCUCAAUGAGCUGCUGGUGCCGAGUGACCUGGGCGGCCCGUGGAAACGCUUUGAUGCCAAUAUCAUAUCCACUGAGGAGUACCAGAUUGUCUUUGAGGGACUGAAAGGCUCAGCAGGGCUGCUGGCUCUGGAUGACAUCCAUUUGACUGUUGGGGUCAGCUGUGAGGGAAAGGACGAUGGUUCAUCUGCAGGUCCAGACAAUGCAGGAGGGAUUGCAGCAGCUGUGAUUGUGGUGCUGGUGCUCAUAGGCACGCUGGUCGCUCUGAUCGUUUUCUACAUGAGAACCAGGAGAAGAGCCGAUGGUCUGUCGGAGUCUCUGCCCACAGGACCAACCACUGGCUUCAGCAAUGUCGUGUACGACCAAGAGGAACCGCAGGACCGUGUGACUAUUCCUCCUGCACAAAACCAUCCCAUGGCAGCCGGCUUCAACCACAUUGUUGUGGAGGAGCCUUAGGAGGCGCGGUGGGCGAAGGCGGACGGUUCUGCCACCCAAAGGGGACUCUGCGACAGGGAGGUGACAUCACAGCGGAAGAACUGCUUGUGUCACCACGAUGCAGCGCUCACAAACAUGAACACAGAAACAAAUGACUGAUGCGGAGGAAAGGAUGGAGGGAUGUCAGAGAAAAACAGGCUCAUGAGUGGUCAAUCAGCAGACUGACAAAUAAUCAAGAUUAUCAUUUACUGUCCAGAGGAGCAGGAAUUGGCUCAUAAAUGAGGGACUCUGGGAAAAGAAGCACGUACUGUAGAUGUUGAUUUAAGUCUUGGCUUGGAGGUGAUAAAGUUGUUAACUAACACUACAGUUCUUUCAGAGACAGAGGUAUGUGUUGAAUGAUGAGUUCUGGGGUGCAGUUUGUCAGAAGCGUCCAUCACUCACCAUCAGCUCCAUCAGGUCAGAGUCGAUCAUGAACCGACGAUCAACUGAUUCUUCUCAGUUUUUGGAAGUGUGCUCUCCUCCUGAUGACCUACAUCUUCUGAACUAAAUUACAUUCUGCUUUACCAACAAAUAAAGAUCAUUAACUAGAGAAGUAGUAGGUAAACAGAGUCA
Messenger RNA from Oryzias latipes (Japanese medaka), 4272 nucleotides. NCBI's taxonomy places the organism in Eukaryota, Metazoa, Chordata, Actinopteri, Beloniformes, Adrianichthyidae. The record is from RefSeq and is a predicted model, not a curated record.